Messenger RNA from Microcebus murinus (gray mouse lemur), 4297 nucleotides. NCBI's taxonomy places the organism in Eukaryota, Metazoa, Chordata, Mammalia, Primates, Cheirogaleidae. The record is from RefSeq and is a predicted model, not a curated record.
CUGCGGCGUGCGGGGACCGGGCCGGCCGAGCGCUCUGCCCCGCGCCCCAGCUCCGCGCCAAGCCGCGCGGCGACAGGUGCCGCCGGGCCGAGGACCCACCUGCGGCGGCGGCCGCGAUGCCGCCCAUGCGGAGGACCGUGUCGGAGAUCCGCUCGCGCGCCGAGGGUUACGAGAAGACAGACGAGGUUUCGGAAAAGACCUCCCUGGCUGACCAGGAGGAAGUGAGGACUAUCUUCAUCAACCAGCCCCAGCUGACGAAGUUCUGCAACAACCAUGUCAGCACUGCAAAAUACAACAUCAUCACCUUCCUUCCGAGAUUUCUCUACUCUCAGUUCAGAAGAGCCGCGAAUUCAUUUUUUCUCUUCAUUGCACUGCUCCAGCAAAUACCCGAUGUAUCACCAACAGGUCGUUACACCACACUGGUCCCUCUCUUAUUUAUUUUAGCUGUGGCAGCUAUCAAAGAGAUAAUAGAAGAUAUUAAACGCCAUAAAGCGGACAAUGCUGUGAACAAGAAACAGACACAAGUGUUGAGAAAUGGUGCUUGGGAAAUUGUUCACUGGGAAAAGGUGGCAGUAGGGGAGAUAGUGAAAGUGACCAAUGGGGACCACCUGCCCGCAGACCUCAUCAGUCUGUCCUCCAGCGAGCCUCAAGCCAUGUGCUACAUUGAAACCUCUAACUUAGACGGCGAAACCAACCUGAAGAUUAGACAGGUAAGCAGAGCUCCUACGGAACCUAUGAUAUAAAAGGACAUCGACUCCUUAAUGCGAUUUUCUGGCAGAAUCGAAGCGACAGGGUCCAAAUGCCACCUCUCUAACGAUUUCGUUGGAACACUCACGGAUGACGGGCAUGGCACGGUCCCGCUCGGGGCCGAUCAGAUCCUUCUCCGAGGCGCUCAGCUGAGAAACACCCAGUGGGUCCAUGGGAUCGUUGUCUACACCGGACAUGACACCAAGCUGAUGCAGAAUUCGACAAGUCCGCCACUCAAGCUGUCCAACGUGGAGCGGAUCACCAACGUCCAGAUUUUGAUUUUAUUUUGUAUCUUGAUCGCCAUGUCUCUCGUCUGCUCCCUGGGCGCGGCCGAGUGGAAUCGAAGGCAUUCCGGAAAGGACUGGUACCUCAAUCUGAACUAUGGUGGCGCCAAUAAUUUUGGACUGAAUUUCUUGACCUUCAUCAUCCUUUUCAACAAUCUCAUUCCUAUCAGCUUGCUGGUUACGUUAGAAGUGGUGAAAUUUACCCAGGCCUACUUCAUAAAUUGGGAUCUGGACAUGCACUAUGAACCCACAGACACUGCUGCUAUGGCUCGAACAUCUAAUCUGAACGAGGAACUUGGCCAGGUGAAAUACAUAUUUUCUGACAAGACCGGCACUCUGACAUGCAAUGUCAUGCAGUUUAAGAAGUGCACCAUUGCAGGGGUUGCUUAUGGGCAGAGCUCACAGUUCGGAGAUGAAAAGGCAUUUAGCGAUUCAUCAUUGCUAGAAAAUCUCCAAAAUAAUCACCCCACUGCACCCAUAAUAUGUGAAUUUCUCACGAUGAUGGCUGUCUGCCACACUGCCGUGCCAGAGCGGGAAGGCGAUAAGAUCAUUUAUCAAGCAGCCUCUCCAGAUGAGGGAGCGCUGGUCAGAGCGGCCAAGCAACUGAAUUUUGUUUUCACGGGGAGAACACCGGACUCAGUGAUCAUAGAUUCACUUGGACAGGAAGAAAGAUACGAAUUGCUCAACGUCCUGGAGUUCACCAGCGCUAGAAAAAGAAUGUCAGUGAUUGUCCGCACUCCGUCCGGGAAGUUACGGCUCUACUGCAAAGGAGCUGUAAGUUUUUAUUUCCGUCUUUCACAACUUUCGAAGUACAAGGAAACUACCCUCAAACAUUUGGCAUUUGCUACAGAAGGGCUGAGGACGUUGUGCUUCGCCGUGGCCGAGAUUUCGGAGAGCGAUUUUCAGGAGUGGCGCGGCGUGUACCACCGGGCGUCUACGUCCGUGCAGAACAGGCUGCUCAAGCUGGAAGAGAGUUACGAGUUAAUCGAAAAGAAUCUUCAGCUACUCGGAGCUACGGCCAUUGAGGACAAAUUACAAGAUCAAGUGCCUGAAACCAUAGAAACGCUGAUGAAAGCAGACAUCAAAAUCUGGAUUCUCACGGGGGACAAGCAAGAGACUGCCAUCAACAUCGGGCACUCCUGCAAACUUUUGAAGAAGAACAUGGGAAUGAUUGUCAUAAAUGAAGGUUCUCUUGAUGCGACCAGGGAGACCCUCAGCCGUCACUGCACAAACUUGGGGGACACUCUUCGGAAAGAGAAUGACUUUGCUCUGAUAAUCGACGGGAAAACCCUCAAGUACGCCCUCACCUUUGGGGUCCGGCAGUACUUCCUGGACUUGGCUCUGUCGUGCAAAGCCGUCAUCUGCUGCAGGGUGUCUCCUCUCCAAAAAUCUGAAGUGGUGGAGAUGGUUAAGAAACAAGUCAAAGUCGUAACUCUUGCGAUCGGCGACGGAGCGAACGACGUCAGCAUGAUACAGACGGCGCACGUCGGUGUGGGCAUCAGCGGCAACGAAGGGCUGCAGGCGGCUAAUUCUUCCGACUACUCCAUCGCUCAGUUCAAGUACCUGAAGAAUCUGUUGAUGGUGCAUGGAGCCUGGAACUACAACAGAGUCUCCAAGUGUAUCCUGUACUGCUUCUACAAGAAUAUAGUCCUCUACAUUAUCGAGAUCUGGUUUGCCUUUGUGAAUGGCUUCUCCGGACAGAUUCUCUUUGAGAGGUGGUGCAUAGGGCUUUAUAACGUGAUGUUCACAGCGAUGCCCCCCUUAACUCUUGGAAUAUUUGAGCGGUCGUGCAGGAAGGAGAACAUGUUGAAGUACCCUGAGUUAUACAAAACGUCUCAGAACGCCCUGGACUUCAACACCAAGGUUUUCUGGGUUCAUUGUUUAAAUGGCCUCUUCCACUCAAUCAUUCUGUUUUGGUUUCCACUAAAAGCCCUUCAGUAUGGUACAGUCUUCGGAAAUGGGAAAACCUCGGAUUAUCUUCUGCUGGGAAACUUCGUUUACACUUUUGUGGUGAUAACUGUGUGUUUGAAAGCUGGCCUGGAAACCUCGUACUGGACGUGGUUCAGCCACAUUGCAAUCUGGGGCAGCAUCGCGCUCUGGGUGGUGUUUUUUGGAAUCUACUCGUCCCUGUGGCCCGCGGUUCCCAUGGCGCCGGACAUGUCGGGAGAGGCAGCUAUGCUGUUUGGUUCCGGAGUGUUCUGGAUGGGCUUGUUCUUUAUUCCUGUGGCAUCUCUCCUCCUCGACGUGGUGUAUAAGGUUGUCAAGAGGACUGCUUUUAAAACAUUAGUAGAUGAAGUUCAGGAGCUGGAGGCAAAAUCUGAAGACCCAGGAGCAGUUGUGCUUGGAAAAAGCCUCACCGAGCGGGCCCAGCUGCUCAAGAACGUCUUCAAGAAGAACCACGUGAGCCUGUACCGGUCCGAAUCUCUGCAGCAAAACCUGCUCCACGGGUACGCUUUCUCCCAAGACGAGAACGGCAUCGUCUCGCAGUCCGAAGUGAUCCGAGCCUACGACACCACGAAACAGAGGCCCGAGGAGUGGUGAUGGGGGAAGGGCCGAGAGGCAGGCCCCCCCGCCGCCUCUGCUUAGGAGAGCCACCCAGGCUGUCACCGCCACCUGCCGGACCCGUGCCAGUGUGGUCCACGGAGAGGAAGGUGGAUCUGAGCUCCCCUGGCCGGUGGACGUUCAGACCCGUGUACAUUAUUUAUAGACAUAAGCACUGUGCAACUACACUGUAACACCGUCUCUCUCUCUCUGAGUUCUUAGAAGUGUCUGUUUAAGUCUCUGUAAACGGAAAUUGAAAACUCGCCAGAGUGCUUUCUUAAACGGAGACUGGGUCAAGUAUUCUCAUGCCACCACUCCGGGGCUGUAACCGGCUGUCAGUGUCUUGGCUUCACCACCAGGUGAUCAACCAUCACAAAACUCUAAAAAAACGGUAUUAAGUUAAGGGGACGUUUGGGAUCCAGACUUAGAUUUUAGGCUGUGCUGAAACAAACCAGCAUUCUUAAGGAAGGCGGACUCUACCGAGCAUCAUUUCUAAAUGAGGCGUUAUUGCCUGUGUGUGUGUGUGUGUGUGUGUGUGUGUGUGUGUGUGUGUCAAAAAAUUGUCUAGAGGAUGAACCUCUGCCAAAGAAGUUCGGUAAAGUGUAUUUUCUAGCUCGGUAGUCAUUUGGCCGGAAAUUUUAAAGAGUUACUGCCAGUUCUGCUGUUAAGAUCUGCAUGCUCGACUUUUCAAAAUGCAAGAGUGGUUUGCAAAAAAAAAAAAAAAA